AUGGUUCAAUUCCCAGCUUUUGUCAAUGGUCAACCACCAGUAGUCUCAUUAAAAGAAUAUGAUGAUGCAGAAUGGGCUCAAGAAACUGCAGUUGAUAAUACACCAGAUGGUUAUGUUGCAGUUAAUAUGAAUACACAAAAAAUUGUUGCUAAAUUUGAUAAAGAAUCUGAAAGUACUUUAGAUACAAUUUUUAAUAGUGCUAAAAAGCAAUACGUUUCUGAAAAUUUAGAAGAUGUUUUGAAACAAGGUGGUAAGAAAUAG
Messenger RNA from Hansenula ciferrii, 261 nucleotides. RefSeq lists its product as uncharacterized. The transcript has a single exon. Lineage: Eukaryota; Fungi; Ascomycota; Saccharomycetes; Phaffomycetales; Wickerhamomycetaceae. The record is from RefSeq and is a predicted model, not a curated record. The coding region runs from base 1 to 261 and encodes 86 amino acids.